AUGCCCGUCGAAGUCAGCCUCAACACGCCCCUGGCCGAGGCUCUCAAUGCCGCCAUCCAGCCCAAACUCGUUGAGGUUGGAUGGGGAACUGGCGGGGCCGAUGACUCCGCCCUAGCAGAGUAUAUUAUACUUAUGCUUGUGAACGGAAAGUCUCAGGACGAAAUCGCCGCCGAACUCUCGGGAGAUCUACUUGGCCUUGGCUCCGACGAUCCCAGCACUCGCAACUUCUCUCAGUGGCUCUUUGAACAGAUCGAUGCUCUGAAUGCUCAGUUCAACGGCGGCGGCAAUGCAGCGCCUGGCACAGGUCAAGACGCGACAACGGAAGGCGAUGUGGAUACAGACAUGAAUGCCGGUGAUGUGUCAGAAUUGAAUGCACCUACCGGCCCACGCUCAAUGCGAAACGGUAACCAGCGCGGGGGACGUGAUAAGCGCAUGUUCGGACAGAUGAACAAAGCCAUGGACCGAGCUGGCGAUUCUGCACUUCACCGUGUUAGAGGCCAAACAGGAAGCGAACGUAUCAACACUCAUGGCCGUACACCGCCAAAUGGGCCCAGAACAGGCCGAGGUGGAAUUGGACGACACAACAACCGCACCGCUAACCUCCAGGCUGGUCUCGCUAACAUGGCUGCUGGUGGUCCUCAGGCGCAGUGGAUGAUGCAAGGUGGCCAACCUAACUCAGCCGAGUUCGCCGCUAUUCUGGAACAACAGAGCCAGAUGAUGCUUCAAAUGCAACAGAUCAUGAGUGGUGGAGGAUUCCAGGGUCCAUAUGGACAGCAACGCCGUGGAGGAAAGUCUCUAUUCGACCGUACGCAACAUCCCGGCAGAGGUAACUACCGCAAGGGUUUCAACGACCGACAGGGCGGCAAUAACGCUGGAUUUGAGGGCGAGGGCGAGGAUGUCGAUAUGUCCGGCGAGAAACGUGAGCAGCUGAACCCGGACGAGACGGUUUGCAAGUACAACUUGAGGUGUACCAAUAAGGACUGCAAAUUUGCUCAUCAGUCACCCGCCGCCCCCCAGGGAACAUCAGUCGAUGUAAACGAUAACUGCAGUUUCGGAGCUGCGUGCAAGAACCGAAAAUGCGUCGCGCGGCAUCCUUCGCCAGCGGCCCGUCUGGCCCACCAGAGCGAACUAGACUGCAAGUUCUUCCCCAACUGCCAAAAUCCGCAGUGCCCUUUCAAGCAUCCAUCAAUGCCUCUCUGUCGAAACGGCGCUGGCUGCACAAAUGCCGACUGCAAAUUCACUCACGUCAAGACCAAGUGCAGAUUCAACCCUUGCCUCAACCCGAACUGCGCUUUUGCGCACGAGGAAGGCCAGCAAGGUGGCUUUAAAGACAAGGUCUGGACCGCUGGCGAAGGCACAGCGCACCCAAGUGAGAGAAAGUUUGUGGACGACCAAGCUCCCGAAGAGCUCGUCAAGGGGGAGGAGACAGAGGUUAAGCAGGAGACUGAUGUCAUCGGUUGA
Messenger RNA from Fusarium musae, 1461 nucleotides. RefSeq lists its product as uncharacterized. Gene Ontology annotation, molecular function: poly(A) binding. The record is from RefSeq and is a predicted model, not a curated record. Gene Ontology annotation, cellular component: nucleus; cytoplasm. The coding region runs from base 1 to 1461 and encodes 486 amino acids. Gene Ontology annotation, biological process: regulation of mRNA stability. The transcript has 2 exons. Lineage: Eukaryota; Fungi; Ascomycota; Sordariomycetes; Hypocreales; Nectriaceae.